AUGUUAGAAAAAAUAUAUACCCAUAUAUUGACAUCUUAAGCCAUUCAAUUAAAUAAGAUCAGCUAUUUCCUGAUCCUUUGCCAAAUAUUGGCUUAUGCACAAUCAAAGCCAAUUUAUGAAGAUCUAAUUAGUGAUUUUAAGGAUACAUGGAUUGCAUAUUUGAAUCCAAAUUGUGGUAAUCGUUACUUCAAGGCAGAUUGUAAUGCAUACAAAGUCUUGUUGAUAAAUGAAUGUUCGACAUAUGAAUAUCAUCAUUUGAUUUUCAGAACUUUAGAGCUUUAACCACACUACGAAUUAACUUUAAAAUUAACAUUUUUAAUGGAAAUGCAUUCUGUUUAUCCUGAAUUUAUUGUUUAUAUCGAUGGUAGAAUUGAGCAUCAAAAAAUUUAUGACAAUUGGGGAUACUCAAAUAUUUCUUGCAACACACAAAGCCAAAAUUAUGCGCUUUUCCCUAUUUCUAUAACAAUUUAGCAUUCAAGUUCAUCUGUUAUAAUAGCAAUGAUUGCUUAAAAAGGAAAUUGGGGCAUAACAUAAUUUUAAAUAUCAAUUCAAGAAUGUUCUAUAGCAUGUGAUUCAUGUAAUAGUAAUGGAUGUUUGAAUUAAGAAAUGUUAUUGUAAUCAUUUAAUUCAUAACACUUUAAUGUUAUUAGCACUGAAGAAGGAUGGUAAUCUCAAGGAAUUGCAGUUACUUAGAUUUAAGAAUGCUUUGGAAUUAAUUUUUAUGCUACUAGUGGUGAUCAUUUGGUCAAGGUUUUUGACUUAGAUUAACAUUAUGCAAUAAGCUUUUAACUAAAAUUGUUAAUUUUUAAAUUCAAACUCAACAUAAAUAUAUAUCUAUAUUGA
Molecule: messenger RNA, 843 nt
Organism: Paramecium tetraurelia
Lineage: Eukaryota; Ciliophora; Oligohymenophorea; Peniculida; Parameciidae
Exons: 4
Source: RefSeq, a predicted model, not a curated record